CAUUGUUGUCUUGAACGCCAAGGCGAGCGAACACAGUAGCCGAUUAUUAGUGAUAGUGUGUCAAUAUCUCAGGUGCUAUUAACUGCUGGUGUAAUACUGGUGGUAGUUCAUUAGCUACAGCUUGUUUUAACAAGCUAAUAACAAAAAAAGUAACGCUGGAAGUGUGGUCUCUCCAUUUUAUCGAUGUCACUUGCGUAGUCGAAAGUUGAGUGACCAAAUUGAAAAAUUAUUUGUUUUACUUCUCGUCACAUUUGCGGUGCGGUGUGGCGUAAAUUUACAAUUUUCGCAAAAUACAUUGACCGCAUUUGCCGUUAUUCGAUAUACGGACGAGUUUAACGCGGAGUAAACAUUUUUCUCUUUAUGCUUCUGUUGACGCCGUGUUGUACAGCGUAUCGCCGCCAGUGGUGCCGACAAAGAUGCGCCAGUGACUGGAUUUAUUCGUCUGUGAUGCUGUGAAAGCAAAUCGCACAAGUAAAAAGUCUAACCAAACCGAACUCAGUACGAAACGAAAGCAGUGAAACUUAUAGAGAAAACUGUUUCAGACUUUCUGCCAACACAAAAGAACGACGAGACUGCUCUACAUACAAUAGGCUUGGCCAAGCGGCCUGCAGGCAGGCAAAAAGGCAGAAUACAGGGUGUAGUUAAAUUUGUGUUUUACGCACUGGCCGGCCAAAGCAUCUUUAAAUAUUCACAACGUCCACCCACCAAAUUUCGUUAGAUACGAAAUACAGACUACAUUAAUAAAAUAAGAAAAUUUUAAAAUAAUAUCAAUUUUUUAGGCAACAUUUAUAUACUUAAAAUUCCAUAAUUGUAACUGUCGCAACGUGGUAGACCGCAAAAGUUAGCUAGUGGUUUAUAGAGAACUUAAUAUAUUUUUUGAUUAAUAUUGUCUAAGUUUGAAUUUUAAAAGGACUAUUUAUGAAUACUAUUGAACGUAUCAAUGUAAUCGUAUCAUCAGAAUCAUCAAUAUCAUCAUCAUCAUCAUCAUCUCCAUCACCAUCUUCAUUGUCAUUAUCAACGCCAGUUAUAUCAUCAUCAUUAAACGAACUGGAUUCAUUAAACACCAACAAUUCGUCAACAACGACGAAGACUGCGACGGCACCAUCACAGUCCCCCACUGCGUUAUCAUUGACGGCAGAUACAUUGACAACAUUUUCAUCAUCUUCUUACAGACAAGCUCAGUCUAGCGCACCUAGCACUAACACUCAAGCACAUUUACACGACCAAACGCAGACGACGAAACAACCACUUUUGGUUGCAUCACCAACACCGCCGCCCACGCCGCCUCCAUCUAUUAUCGAUUCAUACUCAUCAUCCGCUUCCACAUCACCUUGCUCAUCAACCACCUCAGCAUCCUUUCCCCAAACGUCUAUUGAAAAGUUCAAGAAUCAAGAGACACAAACCCAAUUGACCCUCACAAAUUCCCUACUGCUCUCCUCCACAGCAUCUGUCGUUGCCGCUGCUAUCAAAAACCAGUCCCUUGUACGCUCUGUGACCGCCACUAGCAUAAUGGAUAUGCCCUUCAACACAUCACCCUCGCUGCGCGUGCGUACCACCUCGCUCAAUCAAUUGAAGAAAACAGCCGAUCUUGCCAUCGGAAAUGAGUUGCAUGUCUGUCCUAGCGUUAUGUCUGAUGAAUUGCGCAAAUUGCUACCACCGACAUCUGAAACGGUAAUGACUAAGCCAUUUCCGGUGCGAGGUGAACGCGCCAUUACCGACGUUACUACGCCGCAUGUCAUUGCCAUGGUCGGUUUACCAGCUCGUGGUAAAACUUUUAUCUCGAAAAAACUGGCGCGUUACUUGAAUUGGAUAGGCAUUUCGACGCGCGUCUUCAAUUUGGGCGAAUACCGUCGUUGUGCAACCACAGCCUACAAGUCACAUGAAUUUUUCCGCGCUGAUAAUGAAGAAGCAAUGGCCAUACGGAAUCGCUGCGCUAACCAGGCACUUCACGACUCCUGCGAAUGGCUGCUGAGCGGCUUGGGCAGCGUUGCCGUGUUUGAUGCGACAAACUCGACAUGUGAUCGUCGUCAACUAAUCUACGAUACUGUCGUUAAACAACAUAACUUCCGCUUGUUCUUCGUGGAAUCUAUCUGUGACGAUCCAAAUAUUAUCGAACAAAACAUUAAAGAAGUAAAGGUGAGCUCGCCCGAUUACUACAAUAUGAACACAGAACUUGUGGUACGUGACUUUUUACAACGUAUUGAACACUACGAAGAGCGCUACCAACCGAUUGAUGAGGAAACGGAAUCGCAUCUUAGCUUUUUGAAAAUUUAUAAUGCAGGUAAAAAGACUGUGGUGUAUAACAAUGAGGGUCAUGUAGAAUCACGUAUAGUUUACUACUUGAUGAACACCCACAUAACGCCACGUACUAUAUAUUUGACGCGUCAUGGCGAAAGUGAACAUAAUCUAAAGGGGCUUAUUGGUGGCGAUUCGAAUCUUAGUGAACGUGGUCGCCAAUACGCCAAGGCAUUGUCUUCGUACAUUGAACAGCAGCAUAUUGAUGGAUUACGAGUUUGGACGUCGUGGAUGAAACGUGCUAUUCAGACCGUGGCAGAUGUAAAGGCACCACAAGAACGCUGGAAGGCGCUAAAUGAGAUUGAUGCCGGUCAUUGUGAGGAGAUGACCUAUGAACAGAUCAAAGAAAAAUUCCCUGAAGAGUUCAAGGCACGCGACUUAAACAAGUUUGCUUAUCGUUAUCCACGCGGGGAAAGCUAUGAGGAUUUGGUAGCGCGUCUGGAGCCGGUCAUAAUGGAGUUAGAACGUCAAGGUAAUGUGUUGGUAGUAUCGCAUCAAGCGGUUUUGCGUUGUUUAUUUGCUUAUUUCUUGGAUAAGUCUGCCGAUGAGCUGCCAUAUUUAUUUGUGCCGCUUCAUACAGUCAUCAAGCUGACACCGGUAGCUUAUGGCUGUAAGGUGGAGCACAUUAAACUGCCAAUUGAUGCAGUUGAUACACAUCGUCCCAAACCGAAGAUACCCGGUGAUGUGUCUCUGGGUCUCGAUGGAUUGAGUGGUGAAUUGGUGGCACCCGAUGGCGUGGGUAAGGUUUUGAUUGUAGGUGACGAUGUCAACGCGGCAAAUGGCUGUAACAGAGCUAUGGGCAAUGGAUUGGCAGUGCUGACAGAGGGCGUGGUUGUUGGCUCAAAGGAUGCAGCCGAGAGCAACGCGGCCUACCUCUGACGGCAACAUCCAAAUACACCACUCAAACGAGGACUGCUGGCAAACCUCCAAAGGGUUAAUACAUUAUAAGAUAAUGCAACAUAAGCAAACAUAUACACAAUGUACAUUAAGCAUUCGAACUGAAUUUGUAAUGAUGAACUUUUGAUUGAUAGUUAACUGAUAGCUGAUGGUGAUUUUACACACGCGUUUUUUUAUAAGAAAUUAGCGAUAUUGAACUGUUUAAGAGGUUCAUUAAUGACACGGAAGUUUACUAUUUGCAACUUGGAUAUGACUGGACUCGAUUUUGUAUGCUAAGAGUAUAGUUUUAGCUAAAUGUCAAUAAAUUAUAUGUACUUAUGUAUGUAAUAGAACGCUUUUGUGAGAAUAUUUUCGUCUAGUUACGUGAUGAGUACAUAAUUACGAAACUAAACAUGCAUAUAUUCAAUACAAUAUUAUCAUAUAUUAUUACCCAAAGAUUUAAAAAUUAAGCAUAAUUGUUAAUAAUACAUACAUAUAAAUGAUUGUAAUACAUACUACCAAUAUCUAUCAAUUUUUAAAAUUAUUUUCGUAAAUUUGUGCUAACAUUUUUUCGCGUAUGCUUGUAUUUUAAUGAACUUGUGAAUUUUGUAUUCAAUAAAACUUACUAAAUUUUUUUGCAGAGGUAAGAAGACUAGGCUGAAACUAUUUUGUAGCUAACAGCAUAUUACACAAAUUCGUAGACACAUAUAUAAACAAUUUUAUUGUUGUAAAUUAAUACAAACUAAAAUACAUAAAUUUUGUAAAAGUAAGUUUUUUGUCAUUAUUUAAAAACAACACCUAAUGUACUGAAUCCCAAAUAAAUUAGCAUAUAAUAAAAGCACUAUA
Messenger RNA from Bactrocera tryoni, 4017 nucleotides. RefSeq names its product 6-phosphofructo-2-kinase/fructose-2,6-bisphosphatase 1 (gene Pfrx). The transcript has 2 exons. The record is from RefSeq and is a predicted model, not a curated record. The coding region runs from base 919 to 3174 and encodes 751 amino acids. Gene Ontology annotation, biological process: fructose 2,6-bisphosphate metabolic process; fructose metabolic process. Gene Ontology annotation, molecular function: fructose-2,6-bisphosphate 2-phosphatase activity; 6-phosphofructo-2-kinase activity; ATP binding. Lineage: Eukaryota; Metazoa; Arthropoda; Insecta; Diptera; Tephritidae. Gene Ontology annotation, cellular component: cytosol.